This is a messenger RNA of Lucilia sericata (common green bottle fly), 946 nucleotides long. Its product is annotated as adenylate kinase 8. Gene Ontology annotation, cellular component: cytoplasm. Gene Ontology annotation, molecular function: ATP binding; nucleoside diphosphate kinase activity; AMP kinase activity. Gene Ontology annotation, biological process: nucleoside triphosphate biosynthetic process. Bases 53 to 916 code for a protein of 287 amino acids. The record is from RefSeq and is a predicted model, not a curated record. The transcript has 4 exons. NCBI's taxonomy places the organism in Eukaryota, Metazoa, Arthropoda, Insecta, Diptera, Calliphoridae.
CAUUGGAGUUAAAAAUAUUUUUAAAUUGUAAAGACAAAAAUUAGCAUUACGAAUGACACUUUUAAAUAAAAACGGAUUGAAUUUAACUGAAUUCGCUGCCGAAACGAUGGUGUACUUCGAAAGGCACAAAUUAAUCGAAAUUACUAAAAAAAUUUUAGUAGAAUGUGCUUUAAUAAGACCUCAGGAUGUUCAAGUGUGGAUUGGUAAAAAUAUUAAACGUAUAGCCAAUGAAAUAUAUCAGGAUUGUUUAAAUCAAGGCAAAAAUGGCGUUAUAAAAUCCCUACAUCUUUCCACAAAUUAUCUCUAUCGCAUUAUGAUAUUUGGUAGACCCGGUUCGGGAAGAAAAACUCAAGCUUAUAAUUUAGUUUCUAAAUAUAAUUUGGUGUUAAUUGAUGCUGAAAAGUUAAUAUAUCAACAUUUAAGAGGAGAUGAUGAUCGUCCUUAUGAUACGCUAGAUCGUGAGCUGCAAAGAGCUUUUUAUUAUAAUAAUUGUGCAGCCAAAUCGAAAGCUCUACUUAAUAUUAUAGCCCGGCGUAUUUUGGAAAGAGAUUGUUUAGGUCGUGGUUGGAUUUUGCUCAAUUUCCCACAUACUUUGCAAGAUUUUAUAGAUAUUUUGGAAAACUUUAAACUACCACCUAAUAAAUUGGUUUAUUUGAAAUGUCCUGAAACGCUCUGUAUGCGUAGACUGAUGAAUAUGCCCAAUUUGGGUAAACCUAGCCACACUUGCUCAUACUAUGAACAAGAGAUGCGUUUCUUUAACAAGUAUGAAGAGCAAAUUAUAGAUUAUUUAUUGAAACGUCAUGAAACGAUAUUUGUGGAUGCACAAGCAUCUUCUGAGCAAGUUAAAAUGUAUCUGAUGGGCUCUAUCAUGCAAACUCCUUAUUUAAUGGGCUUUAAGCGUAUCACAAGAGAUUAAUGUAACUGAAUAUAAAUAUUUUUCUUAAUU